Messenger RNA from Gasterosteus aculeatus aculeatus (three-spined stickleback), 1411 nucleotides. It is a transcript of the gene ing1, whose product is annotated as inhibitor of growth family, member 1. Gene Ontology annotation, cellular component: nucleus. NCBI's taxonomy places the organism in Eukaryota, Metazoa, Chordata, Actinopteri, Perciformes, Gasterosteidae. The record is from RefSeq and is a predicted model, not a curated record. Gene Ontology annotation, biological process: positive regulation of DNA-templated transcription.
UAAGUCACCAGCGGACUGCUGGCAGGACCCCUGCUACCGUUACGGCUCGAUACACGAGCUAGCGUUAGCAACGCAGCAGGAGCUGCAUCACGGAGCGCCGAACCGCCGCUGCAAAAAACACACGCGUUUAUUAUCCACACCAGGUAAGAAAAGGCGGUCUGCUAUGCUGAACCCGGCCAACGGCGACCCGAGCCACGCGGUGGUGAACUAUGUGGAGGAGUACUUGGACCUGGUGGAGUCACUACCCUUUGACCUGCAGAGGAGCGUGUCCCUGAUGAAGGAAAUUGAUGCCAAGUAUCAAGAUGUCCUGAAGGAGCUUGAUGAUGCUUAUGAACGGUAUCGCCGAGAAUCUGACUCACUUCAGAGGCGAAAGCUCCAGUUAUCCAUUCAGAGAGCGCUGAUACGUAGUCAAGAGCUCGGCGAUGAAAAGAUCCAGAUUGCUGGACAAAUGGUGGAGUUGGUUGAGAACCGAACACGACAGAUGGACUGGCAUUCUGAACUGCUUCUUUCCUCUCAAGAAGUCCCCGAGAGUCACGUUCCCACGGCAACCGCCAUGGCAGCCACCGCAGUGUCCUUAAUGUCGGCGGCCACGGCGGCAGCGGCGGCGUCCACCGUUACGCCCGGCAAAACGGGCCACCUCGAAAAGAAGCGCGACGAGGUCACGCCGAGCUCAGCCGCCGGAGACAAGGCGGGAGGGAAACGCUCCAGACGUCAGAAAAACGGAGAAAACCGGGAAAGCUACGGGGGUCUGGAUCAGGCGGAGGAAGUGGGGGCGGGCGCAUCCCGGGAAAAGAGGGCCAAGACCUCCUCAAAGAAGAAGAAAAGGUCCAAAGGCAAAUCUGAAAGAGAAGUGUCCCCCCCAGACCUGCCCAUCGACCCGGAUGAGCCCACGUACUGCCUGUGCGAGCAGGUGUCCUACGGGGAGAUGAUCGGCUGUGAUAACGACGAGUGUCCCAUCGAGUGGUUCCACUUCUCAUGCGUCGGGCUCCACCAUAAGCCAAAGGGCAAGUGGUACUGCCCCAAGUGUAGGGGGGAGAAUGAGAAGACCAUGGACAAGGCCUUAGAGAGGGCCAAGAAGGAGAGGGCGUACAACAGGUAGCUCGUCGCGUCGGCCCAAUGAACACUUAUUCAGUAAAGGAUUUAUUUUAUGUUUCGUCUUUGUUACCAUUCAGCAGCAAAAAAAAAAGAGAGAAAGAAUUGAGAAAUGUUGUAAAUAGUUAUUUUUGUAACUUCUGUAUGGCUGAGAAACUAGACUGUUGCCUCGUUGUUGAAACUAUUUGUAAAGAAUGGACACAUUACAGGACAACCUGCAUGUAAGUCACUGCCCCUUUGUUUUCAUCAUGCAUGCAACAUUCCCCCCCUCUACAUCUGCUGAAGUCAUUUCACAAAUAAAAUGUUUCUAAAUGAAUAA